Molecule: messenger RNA, 1349 nt
Organism: Bemisia tabaci
Lineage: Eukaryota; Metazoa; Arthropoda; Insecta; Hemiptera; Aleyrodidae
Source: RefSeq, a predicted model, not a curated record
UGUUACCUACAAGCGAAAAGAGGGUGGCAUGGAAAACUUUCAGCCCCUUGAAGCUUCAUCAGAGAGAUUCCUCACACCUGUCAUGUCUUAGUAGCUUGAUGAUUCACCGUCGCCUUAGUAACAAAUCAACUCGAGCGCGCCCUCUCCUUCAGUGGAAAACAAACCUCUGAGUUUAACAUCAAAAGGGUACAAUAUGCUCAAUCCACAAGUACCACCGUGCAUUGAACGUAACCCAGGGAGAGUGUCAUAAAAGGAAUCCUAACUCUUUGCGUAGAAUCAUAGUUCAUGCCACCUACCUAACUAUUCCAACCCAUUCCAACGUGACGAUACUGGGGUUAGAGCACAUGUUGCCCACAUUUAACACACACGAUUCAAGAAAAUAGAGUCAGCUUUCUCUCUCUUGAUAGCAUUGUCAGAAUCUAGGAUGAUCGGUGAUACUGAAAAUGUGGGUACAUCUAAAUCUUCCACGAAAAGUAUACCGUCCAGCAGCGAUGACCUCAGCCAAAUCACCGACGCAGGUGGUGAAUCCGUUCUGGCCCCAAUUCAGCUUCUGGGAGAAUUUUUAACAUCAGUAAUGACGAAAAACUACCGUUCAGCACUUAAAUCUUGCGAGUUAAUUCUCAAAUAUGAGCCAAAUUAUUCGACCGCAAAAGAAUUUUUUCCUCUCCUUCAAGAAAAGUGCAACCAAAUUCAAGAGGACGACGAUGACGAAAACAACGGUGAUGAUGAUGGUGAUGAUGAAGAUGAUGACAAUGAUGACGACUAUACUGAUGAUGAUGGCGGUGACUCCGAUGAAGAUAAUGAUGAUGAUGAUGAUAAUGAAGAUAGCACAAGUGACUGUAAUGAUACUGGGUCUGAUUACAGUGAUGAUGAUGGAGAUGAAGACAAUCAAUUUUCUAGUUAUUUAAUUUAAUUUUCUAGUGAGUAGGGUUUUUUAUAAAGUAAAAAUGAAGCUGGCCGAACUGCUGUCAGGGAAAAGAUCGGAACCAUAUUUACCCGCGUACCAUUUUGCAACGAAAAUAUUAGAAUGUAAUUCAAAAAAGGGAAUGCAUGUAAUGACGAUAUUUCCGCAUAAUUGGUUCCAUUAAUACAACUUUUGAAUGUGAAAUUACAAGGAGAAAUUAUGCAACUUAUUUUUUAUUGCAAUGAAUUUUCAAUGGCAAGUGCCCCUUCAAUUAGUCGAUAGGCAACAUACACAACACUGGUAAGCAGUGGUAAUAUUUUUCCCCUGUAGAUGCAAUUUAUUACCAACAGUUCCUCCGUUACUAAGGUUAUUUGCUCGCCCUGCAAAGGUCAGCAGAUUUUCUUAAAAAGAGAGUCAAUUUUCAUCCGAUUAGUCACCGCACCCC